Messenger RNA from Closterium sp. Naga37s-1, 2742 nucleotides. The record is from the annotation of a GenBank genome assembly. Lineage: Eukaryota; Viridiplantae; Streptophyta; Zygnematophyceae; Desmidiales; Closteriaceae.
AUGGGCCUGAGCGCCGCCGUGUACCGCGCCGUGCGGCGCAAGGGCUACCAGGUGCCGACGCCCAUCCAGCGGCGAACGCUGCCGAUGGUGCUGGCGGGGCAGGACGUGGUUGCCAUGGCGCGCACCGGGUCCGGCAAAACGGCGGCGUUUCUCAUUCCCAUGAUCGAGCGGCUCAAAGCGCACUCGAACACGGCCGGGAUUCGCGCCGUGAUUCUCUCUCCUACGAGAGAGCUGGCGCUACAGACGUUCAAGUUCACCAAGGAGCUGAGCAAAUUCACCGACCUCCGAGCGGCCGUGCUGGUGGGGGGAGACAGCAUGGAGGGGCAGUUCGAGGCGCUCUCGCGCAACCCGGACAUUCUCGUCGCGACACCUGGCAGGCUCAUGCACCAUCUCGCUGAGGUGGAGGGUAUGAGCCUGAAAUCCGUGGAGUAUGUUGUUUUUGACGAGGCUGACCGGCUUUUUGAGAUGGGGUUUGCCAUCCAGCUGAAGGAAAUUUUGCGCGGGAUGCCCGAGUCACGGCAGACGCUGCUUUUUUCGGCCACGCUGCCCAAGAUGCUUGCGGAGUUCGCCCGGGCAGGUUUGCGGGAGCCGCAGCUGAUCCGAUUGGACACAGAGACGAAGCUGAGCCCUGAUCUGGCGCUUUGUUUUUUCACGGUCAGACCGCAUGAGAAAAUGGCCGCCCUUCUGCAUUUGCUUCAGGAGGUUAUUCAGGUGGGGUCAGCGGCAAGUGGGGGUGGAAGGGAAAUAAGGGAAGAGGGGGAGGAUGAGGAAGAAUUAGGAGAAGAAAGGGAAGAUGAAGCAAGAGAAAGGGAAGGGAGAAGGAGGGGGUUUGCUGGGAGGGGCAAUGGAAAGCAGACAAUUAUAUUCGUGGCAACAAAGCAUCAUGCUGAGCUGUUACACGAAGUGUUACAGUCCGAGCGGUUACCAUCGUCGGUAGUUUACGGUGCCAUGGACCAAACUGCCCGAAAAAUCCACAUCGCCAAGUUCCGGGCAGGCAGAACAUCUCUCCUCAUCGUGACCGACGUUGCUGCCCGAGGUAUCGACAUCCCUCUCCUCGACAACGUCAUAAAUUUCGACUUCCCCCCCAAGCCGAAACUUUUUGUGCAUCGGGCAGGCCGAGCAGCGCGCGCGGGCCGUUCGGGCACCGCAUAUUCUUUUUUCACGGCAGAAGAGCUGCCCUUCGUGCUCGACCUGCACCUUUUCCUCUCCAAACCCAUCCGCCCGGCGCCGCUAGAUUCCGAGAUCGAGGCGACAGGUGGCGCGAGCCUAUUGGCCGCAAAGGAAGCGCAGGAGCGGUGCGAAACAGUCUACGGAAGAUACAUUCAAACCGAGCUGGACCGUUAUUUGGAGAGGCUGAGGGAGCUGGAGAGCUCGAGUGUGGCUGUGGGUAUGCUGCAGAAGGUGGCAGGGAAGGCUAUGAAGCUGUACCUGAGAACACGGCCGGCUGCGUCGAACGAGAGUGCGAAGCGGAGCAAGGCGAUGGCGGGGAGGGAGGGCGUGCACCUGCUGCUGAGGGAGCGCUUGGGCGGGCUUGAGUCGGCUGCUGCUGCUUUUGCGGAGCACCUGAAGAAGUUCCGGCCGAAGCAGACAGUCCUGGAGCUCGAGGCAGAAGCAGCCACGGCGAAGAAGAAAGUGGGCCCCAUAGCAGCGGGGUUGGAUGUAAUGCGGGCGAAGAGGGAGGUGCACCAGACAGCCAUCAGCAAGCGGCGAGACAAGCUGGUGGCGGAGGGGCGCGAGGUGUGGGGCCAUGGGCUGGGGGACGAGGAGGAGGAGGAUGAGGAGGGUGGAGAGGUGGAGGAGGGGGAGGGAGAGGAGGAUGAGGUGGGGGAAGAGGUGGAGGAGGGGGAGGGAGAGGAGGGAGAGGAGGUAGAGGAGGGAGAGGAGGGUGAGGAGGGGGAGGAGGAUGACGAGGAGGAUGAUGAAUUUACUGGUGUUUUGGAGGAAGAUGAGGGAGAGGAUGAAGGGGAAGAGGGAGGGGAGGAGGAUGAAGUGCAUUGGGAGAGCGGCCUUUCAGUCAACGGGCGGCCCAAGAACGAGUUCUCAGCUGAAGUGCAGAAGUUCGAGGCAGAGGUGCUGGAUCUGGCGCCUGAUGAUGGCGAAGGGGCGCAGAAGAGGAAAUCAGUGUUCCACUGGGAUAAGAAGAGCAAGAAGUAUGUCAAGCUGAACCCUGGAGAGACCCUGGGUCCGUCGGGCAAGGUGCGCACGGAGAGUGGCACCAAGACGAGUGCGGGUAGCAAGGGCAUCUACAAGCGCUGGAAGGAGAAGACGCACAUGCGCGUGGGCGGCAGAGGGCCACGUGGCAGUGCUGGAUUGGACGCGGGCGAGGAUGCUGAUGGUGCUGGCGGCUUCUCGAGGGGGAGGGGAGGAGGGAGAGGGGGGAGAGGAGGCCGAGGAGGCAUGUCGGGCAGAGGAGGGGCAGGCGGGCGAGUGAGGGAUGAGCUGCGCAGCGUGGAUGAGGUGCGGAAGAUGCGCCAGACUGCCAUCGCUAGAGGGGGCGGGGGGAGAGGAGGGAGUGGAGGGAGAGGAGGGGGUGGGGGGAGAGGAGGGGUUGGGGGGAGAGGAGGGGGUGGAGGAAGGGGUGGGAGUGGAGGGAGGGGAGGAAGGGGAGGGAGCAGAGGGAGGGGAGGGAGUGGAGGGAGGGGUGGAGGGAGGGGAAGGGGUGGAGGAAGGUCGAGUUCUAGUGGGAGAGGGGGUGGUAGAGGGGGCAAAGGCAAGAUGGGAAGGGGUGGGAAUCGUAUGUAG